This is a messenger RNA of Fusarium keratoplasticum, 1116 nucleotides long. RefSeq names its product DAO domain-containing protein. The transcript has 3 exons. The coding region runs from base 1 to 1116 and encodes 371 amino acids. The record is from RefSeq and is a predicted model, not a curated record. Gene Ontology annotation, cellular component: cytoplasm. Gene Ontology annotation, molecular function: oxidoreductase activity. NCBI's taxonomy places the organism in Eukaryota, Fungi, Ascomycota, Sordariomycetes, Hypocreales, Nectriaceae.
AUGUCUUCUUCCGCCUUCCCUCCGCCCAAUGGUAUGAGUUCCUUCUGGAGGAGCCAGACUGGGGAUCUCGACAAUCAUCGGUCAACGAGCGCGCUCCCGGGCGAAUGCGAUAUUGUUGUGGUCGGAGCUGGGUACUCAGGAGCAGCGCUCGUUACGCACAUUCUAUCAAAAUGUUUUGACCGAGUACCGUCAAUCCUAGUUUUGGAGGCAAGGCAGCUGUGCUCUGGAGCGACUGGGCGAAAUGGCGGCCACCUCAAGCCAGAUUCUUACUACGCCAUCUCCAGAUUGGCGAACGAGUAUGGCAUUGAGGCUGCUGCUGAAGUCGCCAACUUCGAAAGCGCCAACGUCGAGGCGGUUGCAGACUUUAUACGAGAGGAAGAGGUCGAUUGCGAUUUCGUAAUGACGAGAGCCAUCGAUGUUCAAUUCUCGACGCAGCAUCAAAACAGUCUUGAAGCAGGCUACAAGUCGUUGCUGGCCAAGGGAGUUGAGGCAACGAAACACACAUAUUGUGCGCCGCAGGAAUUUGCUGAGAAACUCUCGGGUGUCAAGGGAGCAAAGGGAUGCUUCAGCUACACUGCUGGCCACUUGUGGCCCUACAAGCUCAUUCACCACAUGUUUCGCAAGGCCAUCGCCAACGGCGUCAAUCUACAAACGAACACAUCAGUGCGAACGAUAUCUCCAACCCGAGACGAGAAUGGCUUCUGGACCAUCACAACAGAACGCGGUGUAGUCAAGACAAAGAAACUUGUCAUGGCAACCAAUGCGUAUACGGCUGCUCUACUGCCAGAGUAUGAAGGCAAGAUCGUCCCUUACCGAGCCAUUUGUAGUCGAAUUACCACCCCUGGGGCAUCGCCCUUGUUGACAAACUCGUAUGCACUGCGAUUUAACAACUGGGACUUUGACUACUUGAUUCCGCGACCUGACGGGAGUAUCAUAGUUGGAGGCGCCCGGCAGGCCUAUAUCAGACACUUGGAGGACUGGUAUGGUAACGCAGACGACAGCAAGGUAAUCGAGAGGGCUCGCCGUUACUUUGAUGGUUACAUGCAACGCCAUUUCAGUGGAUGGGAGAACAGCGGCGCUCAGGUCGAUGACGUAUGGACAGGCAGUGAGUCGUAA